UUUGUGUUCGGUUUCUCUUCCGCUUACAGUGGGGACAAAGAAAAAAACAACACAACUACCAAGUUGACUCCUUUUAAUUACUACUACUAUAUCCAAUCAUGCUCACAACCCCAACAACAAUAAUGCCUUUUCAUCUUCUUCUAUAACCCCUCUCUCUCUCUCUCCCUCUUUUUCCAAUACAAUCUGUCACCUUUUUUCGACUUUUUUAGCAAUUUUCCCAAUUUAGAUAUAUUUCAUUCCCGUCAUCCUCGUUGUAAUUCAACUUUUUUUCAUUCCUUUUGGUCAAUGGAGGGGGUUGUUUGAAUUUCAACAAUCUUCUCCUACAAACCACAAUAAUCAUCACUAACCUUUUUAUACCAUGUUGUUAUGUUUUUUUUCUCCUUUUUUUUUCUUCUGAUCAUCGUACCAUUCAAAAUGUUUCAUUAGGAAUUACGAAAUUAUAACGAGAAGAUUAUAGUUUCACUUUUUAUUUGAUGUUUCAUGUCAGGCUCUUGGAAUUGGAAUUUGAAUUGGGAAUAAUUACAGAUUCUUCUUUAAGGUUUAAGGUUUAUGGAGAAAGACUCAAGAAUCAUGUGAGGGUGGUCUUUGACAGUUACAACUAAUUCCCUGUAGGCUUUGAGAAACCUUAAUUGGGUUGUUGUUAAUUUGGUGAAUUCAAUGAUUGAAUGAUUGAAUGAUUCUAUAUAUAAGAAUUUCGGACUGAUUAAGGUUUGAAAUUUGAAGAUUCCAUGUCAAGGACUUUUGUCAAAAAGUGAAAUUGGGGAUUUUUUUUCCUGAUUAUAGUUAUAAUUGUUGUGUUGAUUAAUUGAUUUCUGAGGGACAUGAAGUUUCUAAGUUUAGUUGGAAAUUCCUUUGGGUGUUCUGCAUCUGGGGAAAGACUAGUUUCUGCAGCAAGGGAUGGUGAUGUUCAAGAGGCUAAGGCCUUGUUGGAAUAUAAUCCUCGUCUUGCGAGGUAUUCGACUUUCGGAGUUCGGAAUUCUCCUUUGCAUUACUCUGCUGCUCAUGGCCACCAUGAGAUAGUGCAUCUCUUGCUUGAAUCCGGCGUUGAUAUAAAUCUCAGGAAUUAUCGUGGUCAGACUGCAUUGAUGCAAGCUUGCCAACAUGGUCACUGGGAGGUGGUUCAGACUCUGAUCCUUUUCAAAGCGAAUAUUCAUAAAACAGAUUACCUAAAUGGAGGUACUGCCCUCCAUUUGGCUGCUUUGAAUGGCCAUACUCGGUGCAUUCGGAUCCUUCUCGCAGACUAUAUACCAAGCAUUCCUAACUUUUGGGAUGUAUUGCAGACGGGCGAUUACAAAUCAAUCGCAGAAUUUGAUCAAAGUGGUAUUUGCGAGAUAAUUAACAAAACUUCGGAUGGAGGCAUCACUGCUCUGCAUAUGGCAGCAUUGAACGGACAUGUUGAAAGUGUGCAGUUGCUCUUGGAAUUGGGAGCUUCCGUGUCCGAGGUUACCGUAGAGGAUGGAACUACUAUCGAUUUAAUCGGUUCUGGGAGCACUCCGCUUCAUUAUGCUGCAUGUGGUGGAAAUGCACAAUGUUGUCAACUAUUGAUUGCCAAGGGUGCCAGUCUCACUGCCGAGAAUGCAAAUGGAUGGACUCCCUUAACGGUCGCUCAUUCAUGGCAUAGAAGCUGGCUUGAGGAGACCUUAAAAACGCCUCCAGCCGAAAAUUUACAAGUUCUUCCUUCGCCAUACAUAUCUCUUCCAUUUAUGAGCAUCGUGAAAAUUGCUAGAGAAUGCGGAUGGAGGACAAGCGACUUCGCACCGAUUUGCUUAGAUCCGUGUGCAGUUUGUUUGGAAAGAAAAUGUAUGGUCGCUGUAGAAGGUUGUGAUCAUGAAUUCUGCACACAAUGUGCCUUGUACCUUUGCUCAACAACCUCAGCUUCAACAAGCAGACAUGGUCCCCCAGGUUCAAUUGCCUGUCCUCUCUGUCGCCACGGCAUUGUCACAUUUGUCAAGCUUCCACACACAAGACCCUUACCUAAAGAAAUCCAAAGGACAACAACAAACUUGUCCUUAACUUUCUGCACUUGUUCAAGUGAAGUUCUUGGCGAUUCCACUGACAUGACAACACCCUUUUGCAAACCAACAACUUCACGUGCCUCUAAAACUCCUUCCAUGUCCAGUUGUCAGAGAUUCUCUUCCUUCAGAAUCAACUCUAGUCUUUGUUUCGGAGCUUCUGAUGUUACUCCUUCCUUGGUUCCUUGCACAAGCGUUGGAACAAACUUGAGGAACCAUUUAACAAGAUAUGCUGGUUCUGGUUCUCGUUCUCGUUCUGGUUCUGGUUUUCGAAGAUCUUCAUCUCAAAAUGAGAGAAGAAAAGCUUCUUGGUUUUGUUCUUUCAAUUCUUUCAAUCAUUCUGUUUCUACAGCCACUGGAUGCUGAUUACAUACUCUUCUCAUUUUCAUUCACAGUAUCAUAAGUUAUAAAUUCUGUUAUAUUCAUAUUUCAAAAAAAAACAAAAGUUCAUAUAAUAUAAUCUUGACACAUUAUUAGCUUGUAAAUAAACACCACAUCGUUGGAACAUUCUUUUGUUUUAUUUUACAAACAAAUUAUACUAUUUUUGUUCA
Molecule: messenger RNA, 2563 nt
Organism: Lathyrus oleraceus (garden pea)
Lineage: Eukaryota; Viridiplantae; Streptophyta; Magnoliopsida; Fabales; Fabaceae
Product: E3 ubiquitin-protein ligase XBAT32
Exons: 11
Coding region: 822-2378 (518 amino acids)
Biological process (GO): positive regulation of transcription by RNA polymerase II
Cellular component (GO): nucleus
Molecular function (GO): transcription cis-regulatory region binding; protein binding
Source: RefSeq, a predicted model, not a curated record